UUUGUUGACAAUGACAAAUGAUGAAUGAUUUUCUUUUCAUUGUGAUCAUAACACAGAUGUGAAUUGAUCACAUGUAAUCAGAUUAUUGCGUUUAGUGUUUAUAAUAACCAAUGCCUGACUGGAUAUUUCAACAUAUGCCUAACCUUUACCAUAUUUAAUACAAUACAACAAAUCAGCAAGCAGACGGCAGACAGCACUCAAAGAUACAGAAUCAGCAAGUGAAAAACAUCAAUAUGAGGGGACCUAUGAUCUGCAUAAUCCUGCUCUUACCAGCAGUAGCAUCACAAUGUACAGGAAUUCAUAACCCAGUUGAAAGGAGAUGUGGUCCUCCUCCUUCCCGGCUCUACUCUCUCCCAGGAUAUCCCGCUGUACAACAAAUCUUUAAGAAUGUGCACUAUGAAACGAUGACGUUAUAUUUGAUUGGUAAUGAUGGGACUGUAGGAGUUCAAAGUUGGCAACUAAACCCUGGUGACAUUCUAACAUUGGACACCGCUAUGCGCCAAGGCUAUGUAGCUUCAAGUGGUACAGGUCCAGACAAAAGAUGGUUAAGACUAGGAGGUCGAUGUUACUAUUACCCAUCAAGCCCUGAUACAGAUGGUUGCACCAUUUAUAUUAGUUCAUUCUAGACUAAGAGGCUGGUAAAUUGAAAUAUAAGGAAGCCUGCAGAGUACAAAAUUUUGUGUAUGAAGUAUAUUUAAUAAACAAG
Messenger RNA from Owenia fusiformis, 706 nucleotides. Lineage: Eukaryota; Metazoa; Annelida; Polychaeta; Sabellida; Oweniidae. The record is from the annotation of a GenBank genome assembly.